UUGUCUUUAUUUAUGUUUCUUUAUUCACCUCUUCUUCAUCUUUUAUUCUCUCCUUUAUCUUCUUUUCCUGAAAUAAUGUUCUUGAACCUCUGCAAUCUCUCUCCGUUGCUGCAAAACCGUCUUCGUUCUGCUGUAAAGCCAUGCCAAUAUCGAGCCUGCAUCAGCUUCUUGUUGAAGAAGGAUUUGAAACUGGAAAAUUAUCGAAAAAUUCAAGGCCUAGAAUGAAGCUCAAAGAAAGAGUUGCACUACCUGAUGACUCCAUCACUUUCCCUUUAUACCUCUGCCAAAAUGUCAAAAUGGUCGAUUUCUCCAAGGCAAAGACUGAGACAUCUAAAGGGUCAUCGAUGGUUUCAUCGGGUAGAAACAAUGACACCAGUGUGAAAAGAUCAGAAGAGAAUGCACCGAUUGAUGAAGUUGCAGUUAGGGCAGUGGUGUCUAUCCUCAGUGGAUACAUUGGCAGAUUUCUGAAGGAUGAAAAUUUUCGAAAAUCGGUUAAAGAGAAGAUCAACAAUGUCUUGGUGAGAAGGAAAGAUUGUGACGAUGGAGGGGUUUUGACAGACAUGGAAAUUGGAAUUGAGAGCAUUGAAAGAUUGGUUGAAGACGAAGGGGCAACAAACAUGGAACUUCGAAUGAAGCUGUUGAAUAAUUCAAUUCAACUUUUGAGUAUUGUUGCCUCUUUGAACUCAAAAAAUUCUAGACAAAAUUCAACUUGUGGCAUCCCCAAUGCACAUCUCUCAGCAUUGGCUCAGCUCUACAUGGCAAUAAUCUACAAGAUGGAGAAGAAUGACAGGGUUUGUGCUAGACAUUUGCUUCAAGUUUUCGUAGAUUCGCCUUUUUUCGUAAGGACUCAUUUGCUUCCUGAUCUUUGGGAGCAUAUUUUCCUGCCUCAUCUUCUGCAUCUCAAGGUUUGGUACAAUGAACAACUUGAGUCGGUCUCAAAUUUGCAUUGUAAUGAUAAAGAAAAGAGAAUGAAAGGUUUAAGCAAGGUUUAUAAUGAGCAAAUGGACAUGGGGACUACAAAAUUUGCUCUCUACUAUAAACAGUGGCUUAAAGUUGGGGCCAAUGCCCCCACAAUCCCUUCUGUGCCUCUGCCUUCAAGGUCAAGCUAUGAAGGAUCCUCAUCGAGGAGAAGACUAUCAUCGGAUUCGCUCACCUCGGAAUCCUCCUCCAUGAACAAAAAUUUGUAUCAAACUGUGUUUGGUCCCACAUCUGAGCGCAUUCCAACGCAGCUCAAUCAACAAAGAGGAGCUUCAAUCAAUGUAUGGAAUCUCCAGGGAGAAAAUUACAAUAACUUCAAUUAUGUUCAUAAGAAAGAAUCAAGAUCUAGGCGAAGAUCGUAUCGAUAUGACAGAGUUUCAGGAACAAAUCCGUGGACUGAUUCAGCUAAAUCGGAUUUUUUUCAAGUCCUGACAUGCCGCAGUAUGCCUAAAGAAAUCUCAGUGAACUCAACCAAGAGUCAGUGCAAUGUUCAAAGUUAUUCAAGUGAACUUAGCAGCACAAUUACCGCGAUCUGUUCAUCGGAAAAUCUUGCUGAAUGUGAAGUUGCAGUCAGGGUAAUUGCCAGGGCUUGGUUGAAUUCACAUGGUGAUCCUGCAGCUGAAGCUGAACUAUUAAAGGCUCCUAUAAUUGAAGCAAUGCUAGAGGUCUUGUUUGCUUCAAGUGAUGAUGAAAUUCUGGAGCUUGCAGUGUCGAUUCUGGCGGAAUUUGUAGCUCGAAACGAGGUGAAUAGGCAGAUAAUAUUGAACUCAGAUCCGCAGCUCGAGAUUUUCAUUAGACUUUUGAGAAGUAGCAGCCUGUUUCUCAAGGCUGCAGUGCUGCUUUACCUGUUGAAACCGAAGGCAAAACAGAUGAUAUCGACCGAGUGGGUGCCAUUAGUCCUUCGAAUACUCGAAUUUGGAGACCAGUUGCAGACCCUUUUCACAGUGUGCUGCAGAGCUCAUGUGGCAGCAUUUUACUUUCUGGACCAAUUACUAAACGGUUUCAAUGAAGACAAGAAUCAGGAGAAUGCAAGAGAAGUUGUUUCACUUGGGGGAUUAGGCUUGUUGAUGGAAAGAAUUGAGAAAGGAGAAAUAGAUGAGAGGAAAAAGGCUGCCUCCAUUAUGAUCUGUUGCAUCAAAGCUGAUGAAAAUUGCAGGAUUUUCUUAGCUGAAAAUGUCAACAAGGCCUCCAUUCUUGAGCUCAUUGUAGCAGAUCAGAACCUGAAGAAUUCUGGUGGAAGUGCAAUUGCUUUGUUAACUGAGCUACUCUAUUUACAAAGAAGAACCCAGAUGAUGAAAUUUUUAAAUGGAUUAAGUAGAGGGUGGGGUGGCUUCAACACUAUGCACAUUUUGUUAGUUUAUCUGCAAAGAGCUUCACCAGAAGAACGGCCACUGGUUGCAGCAAUUUUAUUACAGCUUGAUCUUCUGGAAGAUCCACUGAAGUGCAGCAUCUACAGAGAGGAAGCAGUUGAGACAAUUAUAGCAGCCAUGGAUUGCCAAACUUGUGAUGAAAGGGUUCAAGAACAAUCAGCAAGAGCUCUCAUGAUGUUGGGAGGAUAUUUUUCUGAGGCAACACCAGAGAAUUGGCUCUUGAAGCAAGCAGGCUUUCAUCAGAAAGAGGAUUCAUUCUGCAGCAACAGAAUAAUAGGCUUCCGUGAAACCUUGAAUGAAGAGGAAGAGGCAACUGAAAUUUGGCAAAAAGUGGCAGCAAUUGUGUUGGUGAAGAGUGGGAACAAGAGUUUAUUUUCAGCACUUUCGGAUUGCAUAGGCAAUGGGAUUCCAAGUUUAGCAAGAGCAAGCCUCUUCACUGUUGCAUGGCUGAGCAAAUUUCUGGCUUCUCUUGCUGAUGAAAAUUUGUUGUCAAUGGCUUGCUCAAUUCUUGGUCCUCGCCUGCUAGACUCCACAAGCUAUGAUAGAGCUCAUGAAGAACAAGCAUUGGUUUCUUUUUCAUUGCAGUGUCUCACAAAAUCUUCAGAUUAUUUCUCCAUGCUCUCAUCACUGGAAAAUGACUUCACGGCCACUCUUUGGAAUCCUUAUCAAUCUCCAUAGCUUUGGGUAAUCGUCGGGACGGUAACGUUACUUGGUAUCAUAUUCAGUAAUAUUUCAAGGAUAUCAUAUAAAGAUAUUUUUGUAAUAUAGUAAAAUCCAAUAAAAAUAUUAAUACUAUUUUACAAACAAAAGUAUUGAUC
Messenger RNA from Mangifera indica (mango), 3166 nucleotides. Its product is annotated as putative E3 ubiquitin-protein ligase LIN. The transcript has 7 exons. Lineage: Eukaryota; Viridiplantae; Streptophyta; Magnoliopsida; Sapindales; Anacardiaceae. The record is from RefSeq and is a predicted model, not a curated record. The coding region runs from base 141 to 3026 and encodes 961 amino acids.